Messenger RNA from Rhopilema esculentum, 2345 nucleotides. RefSeq lists its product as uncharacterized. The record is from RefSeq and is a predicted model, not a curated record. NCBI's taxonomy places the organism in Eukaryota, Metazoa, Cnidaria, Scyphozoa, Rhizostomeae, Rhizostomatidae.
UACUUUUAUCAGACGCCUUUUAUCGCAAAAGCUAAUCUCUAGAAAGAGCAAGCAUAUAAACAAACUGGGAUGAAGAAUUGAUGGUUUUUGAUCGAAACCUAUACAAUUCCUAUUGUUUUAGAACAAAGCAAUUCCAAGAAACAGUUCCAUGUCUACGCAAAUAUUUGCGGUGCAAGUCGAGGAUCGUUCAUUACCUUAAAGGUCCACCUGUCUCUUGUGCAUUUUUGAAGACAAUAUUGAAUGUACAUUUAUUUUAUGCUGGAAUUAAAGUAUGUACUCAUGAUUGUGAACGGGGAAGAAUUAUCGCACCAUAUCGUUCGCAAUGUUAAGAUGGCAUGUGGAAUUGAAUCAUGGCCUAAAAUGAUGGCCUUUGCAAUUAUCUUUGUUUUACUGGUCCAGCAAAACAACUUUGUGAGCUCUCUUGAAUGUAUCAAAGAUUACGAUUCGCCGCAUCUGGAAAUCUUUACAGCCAAGCCAGCAUUUCCAGUAAAAAAUGGUUCCGACAAUAUCACGUUGACAUGUGUUGUUAGGCCAUUCGAGGAUGGUUACUUUGUUAGACACAGUUCUCUCACGGUUCUAAAAGACUCAAAUAAGGUGCAGGUGGCUAAAAUUGAUAAAUUUGCGUUGGUUGAAGGAAGUUACAAUCUAACCAUCUCUUUAAGAAGGUACAUUUUUGCAAACGAAACGUCAAUAUCUGUCACGUGUCUUGGAUCAAUGCUGAGUCGCAGCUGCGCUAACGUCACACAGAGGAUAAUUCUAUUCGAUAAAUCUGCAGGCAAAGGGUCAUCAGCUCCGUUCCUCAAGCACACUAAAUCUCACUCAUUGGGUAUCCAUGAAAUUAUUGGAAUAACCAUUGGUACUGUAGCCAUUGGUGCAGUUGCGGUUGUUUUACUCUUAAAAUGGAAAUUGAGCUCGAAAAAGCAAUCUGUAAAUAUGAGUUCAAAGUUGCUGUCACCAGAGUCAUUAGAAACUGCAUAAAUGCCGCAGUCAAGGAUCAGUUACGUUGAAACUACAGCAUAACCCGGCACAAAUUAUUUUUCGUUUACUAUAUUGUCAUUAUUUCACAACUUAGAUGACUUUAGAAGAACCCUGGACACCCAAUAGUCAAAAUCUACAUUCUAAUUGCAUAUUUCCAAAAGCAAUGUUACAGAGUCUUCGUUGUGGUCCUACAUCUCCUUAUCGAUCUCUUUUUCUUCAGUUAUUCUCUCAGUUUUCGUUUUACCGUUCAGUUGACUUUAUCCGUGUGGAGCUUCGCCUCAACACCUUUUUCAUUCCUUCUGUGAAGGAGCUUUCUCCGAUAAAACUCUUCAACAGCGUACUGAGAAGGCUUCCAUUAUAUCUUCUCCGCUUGUUAUCAUCCAUCCUCGCGCUUUUCCCAAAAAAAGAUAAAGUAUCAGCAUGUUGUCGAUGCUACAAGAAAAAAUUAAACCAAUAGAUAUGAUAAACCUAUGAAAUCCAUCCCUGGCAUAAUGACACCUUUUUCCCUGGAUAGUCAUAUGACAUUGACAACAUAACAUUACUCUCCAAUCAGAGCAAUUUAACUUUAUAAAUAGCAUUCAGUAAUUAAGACUGAAUUUCUUCAUAAACUCAAUCUUGGCUUAUCAAGUGUGGCCGAAAUUGAGGACUAGUGUGGCACAGCCCGUUGCAACCCUGAAAAUAUGCGUCUUUGUCCUCGUGUACACAUAGCUAUGACAAUACUGGGGAGGAAUGGAAGCACCUUCUUCGUUGUUCCCUUUUACUGCAAGUGCCCUUGUUUCCAGUCAGAGUAGAUGUACUUUUGAAAUUCAAUUCAGGGGCCAGCCCAGACCUAAAUGACAGCUCAAUCAGGAAUAUUUCUAAAACCUAUGAGUAAUUGAACAUCUUGCUUCGUUACCUCUAGCCACGUAGCCUCUUGUUAAAAAAUAAGUUGCAAAAUGAUGUUGUUUUUCGAGUAAUAUUAUAACACUGUAAUACAAAAGGCUUUUUGAGCUGUUAUUUAAUUGUCAAAUUUUGUACUAAAAUUCCGUUUUCGGGCUCCGACAGAGGUUGAAAAGUAAGGGGCCAGGGAAAAUUUAACACCAAUAACAACAGAUUUUGAAAAAGCUCUAUUUUUGCAAAAAAGCAAGGAAGCCAUAGCCCCCCAUCCCCACCGCCCUCCUUCGUCGGAGGCCCUGCACUUGUCUUUAAAAAUAGAGUGGAACUUGGUGGGACCAAGGCCUGUUCACUGUUUUUCGUUACGUUUAAAAGAUAUUUUGAUACUCCUAAUAUUUAAUCUAAUGUUUUUCUACAAGUGUUGCUGUAGUAGCUAUUUAGAAGUAAGUAUUUUAUUUGCUACAGAUUCUCAAUUAGAUGAAAUUUUUAUAAAA